This is a messenger RNA of Raphanus sativus (radish), 986 nucleotides long. RefSeq lists its product as uncharacterized. The transcript has 5 exons. NCBI's taxonomy places the organism in Eukaryota, Viridiplantae, Streptophyta, Magnoliopsida, Brassicales, Brassicaceae. The record is from RefSeq and is a predicted model, not a curated record. Bases 174 to 698 code for a protein of 174 amino acids.
UGCAAAUUAGAAGAAACAGAGUGUGUUUAUCGUUUCGGAAGAUCUCGUGAAUAUUUAAGAUAAAGAGCUUAGUCUUUCUCUCUCUGCUAACUUGCUUCAGAGGAGAAGAAACAGAGUAGGUUUCUCCGUGAAGAUCCGUUAGUCACUCUCCCUCUCCCUCUUCGAUUCUUGGGAUGGAAGUAAACGAAGAUUAUGACGAUGCGGAUGAAUUUUUCCAGAGCUUGUUCGAACAACUAGAGGGUUUAUCAUUAUCAGAAGAUACAGUUGCAGCAUCAACGGAUCCAUGGAACAUCAACGCUCUUCUCGAACCUUUACCACCUCAAUUCCAGAAACAAGCACCACCACCAUCAUUUGAUGUAGCAGAAGUUUUAGAGAAUCUUGAUCAACUCAUGGGACCAGAUACACUUUACACAGAAGAUCAGUCUGUACAAUUCGGAUCCAACAAGAAGACUAUCAUUGCUGUUGUUCCAACUCAACGUUUGUUCAGCUCAAAUCCAAAUCAAGGCUGCAUCGCUGAAACAAGUACAAGUAUCAAUCCAACUCUUCAAGGACGUUCUCCAUCUCAGUUUCAGGACAAGCGGGGCUUAUUCACAGUGCCACCACCAGAGUCUAUCCCGUUCAAGCCUAUUGAAUCUUCAAGUGAUAUUUCUACUGCUGAUUCUGAUCAACAACAACCGAGGAAAAGACAAAGACGGUGACCAAUCUGGCUAUGAUCUAGCCGAAGACUACGAGGAUACUAGAUCUUUCUUACGAUUCAGCUCUCUCUCCCUAAUCAUCUACAAAAAUUAUGUUAAGUCGUUUCAUUUUCAGUUUGCUUUUUAACUUGGGGGUGUGGAGUGGUUAGGAUUGAUCAUGGCUACCAUUUUCCACAUGUAAUAUUCUUUUUAUAGCCUUUUUAGACAAUGUGUCUUGCAUGUUAGUCUUAGACUUUUUAAGACUCUGUAACAGUUAGGAAUUUACAUUCAGCUAUAGUACUACGAAUUGAA